UCUAACCAUUGUACAAGUGCAGCUCAUCUAGAACUUCAGAAUAACCAUGAGAAGUUUAUCAUCAUUCUUCAUUCUGUGUUUCGUCUCAUUCGUCAAUGGAAAGCCCUAUGCGCCGUAUGCUUGGUCACAAAACCGUACUUUUAGGUUGAGUAACUCGGGACCGUGUCGAGUUUUUUGCCCAAUUCAAUUCUUAGUCAAAGUGACAAAUGAACCGAUGAAUAUAACAUAUGAAUAUCGGUUUAGAUUCGACCAAUUCCCUCAACAUGAUAAAACUAUUGUCUCAACUUCAUAUCGCGGUGCACAUGAAGUGAAAUUUUCAUCCACUUGUGAACCAAUAGAGGGCAACUAUACAGUACAUGUUGAUGUAUGGGAAGUUCAUCUCGGUGUUCCAACUCAUUCGAUAGGGACUGCUCGCGAUACCUUCGUUCUUUAUGACUGUCACUAUAUUGAAAUGCAUGACAAUGGCCCUGUUACCUUCGAUAUCCCAAUCACUUUCACAGUUGAAAAUACCUUUAAAACAGAUGUCCCAUUAUAUGAAUAUCGGUUCAAAUUUGAACAAUUCCCUCAACAUGAUAAAACCCUCGUCUCAAAUGAAAGUGUAAUUGAAUAUUCAGUGAUAUUUGAUUCAUCUUCAACAUCGAAACCUGGUAACUAUACAGUGCAAAUUGAAGGUUGGUUUCUUGGUGUUCCUUCUUAUUCCAUAGGAACUUAUCUUCGCACUUUCGAGCUUUCAGAUUCACUCAUUGGAUUUAUAAAAAAAGAUCAAAAAGUUAGAUCUAUUGGGCUUGAAAUUACUGCAGAAAAUGUCUUUUCCACUGAAAAGCCGGUUAAACUGAUUGCUGAAAUUCGUGAUCCUACUGGGUAUUUCAUGGGUCGAUGUGGAAUCCCGUCAGCCAAUGUAACUUAUAAAUGGAUUAUUAAUGAUGAAAUUCAAGAGGAAAGCUCUAAGGUUAUUGAACGCACUUUUCCCCAGCCUCAACUGAACAACAUUUCAGUGAUUGUUACAGCAACUAAAACCAAUGUAAGUCGUCUUAUACAAAAAUCUGGUUCAUUCAGCACUACAUUGAAAAGCCAAGAUCCAAUUACUAACUUUACUGUUGAUGGUCCCACCGAGGUUAAAGUGUUUGAAAGACUUCAACUGGACUGCAAAAUUCAAGGCAGAACACCUCCAUUUCAUUAUGACUAUACUUUUGUAAUGGGCGAACCUAGCACCUAUGACAACGUUGCUCGAGAGACAAAUGAAACCUCUUUCUCAAUUGUUCGUCAUUUCAGCGAAAAGGGAAUAAGAAAAUUAAACAUUUAUGUUGGAAAUGAUGUUAAUUUUUUUAUAAAAACCUUGACGAUUUCAGUCUAUUAA
Molecule: messenger RNA, 1357 nt
Organism: Tetranychus urticae (two-spotted spider mite)
Lineage: Eukaryota; Metazoa; Arthropoda; Arachnida; Trombidiformes; Tetranychidae
Product: transmembrane protein 130-like
Cellular component (GO): plasma membrane
Source: RefSeq, a predicted model, not a curated record